UCGAUGACAGGAAGUCGCCUUACGUAAUUCAAGGAGUGAACGCAGCCCUUCUAUACUAAACUCUCCAAAGUUCUUGUACUCCGAAUAGUGUUUUUAUAUAAUUUUUGGAGUAGAAUAUUCAAAAAGAGAAUAAAUCAGUCACCAUGGCUGAUGCUGCGCCAAAACGUCACAUGAAAUAUCCCUAUACUUUCACUGCAAAAAUUGUGCAGUUCCCAUGGAAGUACUAUUGGAAACACUCUUGGCUCACAAGAUAUUUCUUUUACGCAAACUUCAUCACUAUGCCAAUUUUCUACAAAAUUGGCAAAUUAUCUCAUAAUCCGGCGAAUGUGGAGAGAUGGAGGGAAAUUGAUAGGAAAACUUUCAGUGGAGAACUUCACUAAUUAUUCCAUCUAAUCAAUCCAACUGCAGUCGUUUAUUCGAAAAUGUUCUCAAACUAUCUCUACGAUUUAUUGUAAAUGCGGACACCUACCUAUGCGAAUAAAAUUUGAUCCCUA
Belonocnema kinseyi is the source of this 494-nucleotide messenger RNA. RefSeq lists its product as uncharacterized. The coding region runs from base 144 to 380 and encodes 78 amino acids. The transcript is spliced from 3 exons. The record is from RefSeq and is a predicted model, not a curated record. NCBI's taxonomy places the organism in Eukaryota, Metazoa, Arthropoda, Insecta, Hymenoptera, Cynipidae.